UUGUUGGUUGCAUUUGGUUUAUCGUUUGGGUUUGUUUGGCUCAUAGCACACCAACUGAUCAUCCACGUAUAUCUAGAAAUGAGCUUGAAUACAUACAAAAAGGCAAUAUCCAGAUGACGGCUAAUCAGAAAUUACCCAUACCUUGGAAACAUGUUCUGUUCAGCCUUCCAAUUUGGACUGCGGCCUUUUGCACAUUCUCAUCAGCUUGGUGCUUCCUGACAUUGUUAACUAAACUUCCAACUUAUUUAGAAGUGGUGCUACAUAUACCUAUUCAAAACAAUGGUCUGAUUAAUUCUAUGAUUUACUUAUGCUCCUGCAUUACACUAUUUCUUUCCGGAUAUGCAUCAGAUUAUUUGCGAACGAAGAAACAUUACUCAGCAACUAAAGUCAGGAAAAGCUUUCAGCUGUUUGCAAUGAUGGGUCCAGCAACGUGUAUGACUUUGAUACCUCUAAUGGGCUGUAACCAUGUCAUGGUUAUUUUUCUUUUAACUGCAGCCAUGGGUUUUCAGGGUCUUGGUGGCGGUGGUGUGAAUUCCAUUACCACUGACAUUGCUCCUCAUCAUUCUGCAACACUUUUUGGAUUGGUCAAUAGCCUUGGUUGUAUAUCUGGUAUAUUUGCACCUAUGGUUGCAGGAGUUCUUCUUGAAGAAGAACAUUCCAGUAUUCAACAGUGGGGUUCAGUUUUUUACAUAUCAGCAGGACUCAAUGUCAUAGGUGGCAUAGUUUUCCUGUUAUUUGCUUCAUCAGAGAGGCAGCCUUGGGCAUGCUUACCUGUCACUGAAAAAAUUUUAAAUCCUAAUAAGAAGAAGGAGCAUUUGAACAUUAACAGCAAUGAAGAUCUGGAUAGCAACUCAAAAUAUGGUGCCAUAUAUUGAGAAAUUUUCACCCAACCAUCCAUCAUCAGUUUCUGUAAGGUUUACAAAAGAACAGAAAACAACAAAACAAAAACAGAACAAAACAGAAAUUUUACCUUAACCAUUUUCAGUUUCUACAGAGUAUUAAAAAAACUGAUGGUCAAAAACGCAAAAAGUGAUAGAACUGGCCAAAACAAACAGAAAUUUUCCCCCUCGACAUCUUCAGUUCUUACAAGGUGCAACAAAACUAAUGGUCGAAACUUUAAAUGUAUUUAAACUUACUAAAACAAAUAACUUUCACAAUGCAAUGUAGGAUCUGUGUGAGUCGAAAUAUGGAGUCUAGUUGGUGAAAAUAAAGAAUGUUAUUAAGAAGGAUGAUUAGGAAAUCUUUAUUGUUGAAAACUUGGCAACAAAUACUCGGAACACCAGCUUCUCAGACCUUACAUUGCGAACGAAGUUCAUCAUGCAAACGUUGAAAGAUAUUUGCAUUUCACUAGACUUACAUCUGCAAAUACGAUGGUAAAUUAUGGGCGACAAUGACCUCUGCUGAACCAGUGGGCAUCUCGUAAAUAAUGCUUAUGUCUCCUAAGAAAAAUUUUUGACUUGACAGAUCGGAAGGACUGGGUAGCUGAAAUACCAAUUCAUCGUGGACAAAUCAUCUGUUCCAAAAAGCAUUGUCUAAAUAGUUUCACCAAGCAAGAGCACUCUCUUGGCUCGUCCUUUACUUUCCGACCCUACAUUCCAUGGUGAAAGCAGAUUGUGAAAAGUGUCAAAACUCCUACCAAAUGUGACUAUUAGUUUAAGAGAUAUUUCCAUCUAAAAUCUGAAUCUUUUUUUAAAAAAAUUUAUGUAAAAAUUUGCUUGAUGGUAAUUACGUCUUCUACCGUUCAGUGAUUUUUUUUCUAUAGUUUCUCGCGUGCCAUUGCCCGAAAAUCACCAAAACUUGUCGAUUAUUGUGGCAACGGUACCAAGAUAAAGGAAUUAUCUUGGUACCUGGUAUUACAUAAGAUUUGUGGCAAAGGUACCAAGAUCUUUCCUUUUUACAGUUUUAUGUUUCACAUUGUACAUCAUUAUUGUAAAUUCAUUAUUUAAUAAAUUUGUAAGUUCUUUUUUUAAUUUCA
Messenger RNA from Parasteatoda tepidariorum (common house spider), 1975 nucleotides. Lineage: Eukaryota; Metazoa; Arthropoda; Arachnida; Araneae; Theridiidae. The record is from RefSeq and is a predicted model, not a curated record.